This is a messenger RNA of Arachis duranensis, 441 nucleotides long. Its product is annotated as glutathione S-transferase T3-like. Bases 1 to 441 code for a protein of 146 amino acids. The transcript is spliced from 2 exons. Lineage: Eukaryota; Viridiplantae; Streptophyta; Magnoliopsida; Fabales; Fabaceae. The record is from RefSeq and is a predicted model, not a curated record.
AUGGAUUUUGCCAACCCUCGUGGAUUAGAUGCUAUCGACCUUAAUGAUGAUGAUAUUGAAGAUCAGAGGCAAGAUAGUAUUCAACACUGGCAUUGGAAAGAGGAUGAGAUGCUGAUCAGUGGAUGGUUAAAUGUUUCAACUGACCCUGUAGUUGGUACCAAUCAAAAGGGAAAAAUAUUUUGGAGUCGAAUUCAUAGCUACCGGGUAGAAUUUUGCACCGACAUGACAAGGGGGAUAGUUGCAUGUAAGAAACGAUGGUAUAAGAUCAACAAGGCUGUUGCACAAUUUGCUGGUUGCUACGAUCAAGCUAGUCGAAACAUAAGGAGUGGUUCGAACGCUGAUGAUAUAAAGGAGUUGGCUUAUAAACUUUAUUCCACAAAUUAUUGUCAAAAGUUUACUUUUGAGAGGCAUUGGAACAUGCUUUGGUUGGAGCAAAAAUGA